AUGGAGGAUGACGACGUUGGUGUGCACCGCCUUGAAGGCUCCACCGGUAAUGUUCGCGGCGGACUUGUAAUUAAAAAGCCCAAAGAUGAGGAUGCCGGUAGUAAAUUCAAAAUGCCCAAACCGUCCAUACUAGGAUUAGAUCGUUUAGCAGCACAACGUCGUAAAGAGCGAGAGGAAGCGCAGCGCUUGAUAUCUUUUAAAGAUAAUGAAAAUGAUGAAGAUGAUCAUAAAGGUGGUGUAUCUGCUACAUCCGCUGGAGACGAAUUUGCUUUCAAAAAGCCCGACACCAAUAAGAUUAAUAGGCAGUUAAGGGAAUCAAGAGUGGAGACACCUUCUCAUACCGGUGGUGUGUCUGAAGAGGCGCGAGAACGUUUGCGUGAGCAUGUUAAACGGGAUAGAGAGCGCACUACUAAAGGCGGGAUGCGUUAUUCCACACGUGAAGACAGUAAACGAGAUAAUAGAGAUCGUUCAUCAUCAAGCUCAUCAAGUCGUGAUCGAGAUCGCGAUAGAGAUCGUCGUCGUGAUAGAGAUAGAUCAAGAGGGUAUGAGCGCGAUCGCGAUCGUGACAGAUAUCACGAUAAAGACAGAAAUAAAGACAAAGAACAUCGAGAUCGUAGUAGAGAAAAAUCAGAGCGUGGUAAUCGUGGUGAUGCAACUUCGGUUCGUAGUGGCGAGCGUACACCACGUUUUAAGGAUGAGCCACGCACACCUAUGGACAUUUCCGUGAGUGGUAGUGCAUGGGAUGACGACGACAAUGAUCGACCUUCACAGACAAAAAAAUCUUCUUGGGAUUUUCCAACGCCCAAAUCAUAUGCCAGUUCAGAACGCUCCGACUGGUCUGUGAGAAGUAGCAGUAGUGGGAUUGGCACAAGCAGUUCUCGUGGUCGUUCGCGUCAAGAACGCGAAGAUGAUACACCCAGACCAACACCUGCACACAACUAUAAUGUUUGGGCAAAUGACCGUAAGCGGUCUGGUGCUACACCCGCAACCGGACGCAGUAAUCGGCAACCUUGGGGUGAAAGUGAAGAAGAUCGAGACAUGUGGGAAGAAGAACAACGCCGUCUAGAUCGUGAAUGGUAUAACAUUGAUGAAGGUUACGAUGAUGAAAAUAAUCCAUUCUCAGGUGCCAAUGCAGACUACUUUAGAAAACGCGAAGAAAUAAUCGAGCAAAAGCGCACGAAACGUAUUAGCGCACAGCAGCGCCAAAUUAACAAAGAUAAUGAGUUGUGGGAGCGCAACCGCAUGCUUACAUCAGGCGUAGUAAUGUCCAUAAAUGUAAAUGAAGAUUUCGACGAGGAGGCGCUAGAGCGUGUGCAUUUGUUGGUGCAUCAUAUCAUUCCACCGUUCCUUGAUGGACGAAUCGUAUUCACCAAACAACCCGAACCCGUUAUACCCGUCAAAGAUCCAACCUCUGACAUGGCAUUGAUUGCACGAAAAGGCAGCAGUUUGGUGCGUGUUUACCGCGAGCAAAAGGAACGCCGUAAGGCGCAAAAGAAACACUGGGAGUUGGGCGGUACGAAAUUGGGUAAUAUUAUGGGUAUCGAGAAGAAGGUAGAUGAAGAGGAUGCUAAAUUCGAUAAGGACACGGAUACGGCAGACUAUCGACGUGAUCAAAAAUUCGCCGAACACAUGCGUGAACAAGAUUCCGGUGGUAAAAGUGAUUUCGCGCGCAAGAAGACGAUCGCUGAGCAGCGUAGAUUUUUACCCGUAUUUGCUGUGCGCCAAGAGCUGCUGAACGUAAUUCGCGAGAACUCGGUUGUUAUUAUUGUGGGUGAAACGGGUAGCGGUAAAACAACACAAUUGACACAGUAUUUACAUGAAGAUGGUUAUAGUAACUUUGGCAUGAUAGGUUGCACGCAGCCGCGUCGUGUUGCAGCCAUGUCGGUGGCGAAACGUGUCUCGGACGAAAUGGGCACCAAGUUGGGUGAUGAAGUGGGUUAUGCCAUACGUUUCGAAGAUUGCACUUCUGAGAAAACUGUUAUCAAAUACAUGACUGAUGGUAUCUUAUUGCGUGAGAGCUUACGUGAUCCCGAUUUGGAUGGUUACUCUGCCAUUAUUAUGGAUGAAGCGCACGAACGUUCGCUCUCCACGGAUGUGCUCUUCGGUUUGUUACGUGAGAUCGUUGCCCGUCGCCAUGAUCUCAAGCUGAUCGUCACUUCCGCCACGAUGGAUUCCACGAAAUUCGCCACAUUCUUUGGUAAUGUACCGAACUUUACCAUACCCGGACGUACAUUCCCCGUCGACGUGAUGUUCAGUAAAAAUACUUGUGAGGACUAUGUGGAAUCGGCGGUCAAACAAGCGCUACAAGUCCAUCUUACGCCCAACGAGGGUGAUAUGCUAUUAUUCAUGCCCGGUCAAGAGGAUAUCGAAGUCACUUGUGAAGUGUUGGCCGAACGUUUGGCAGAAAUCGACAACGCACCCGAACUAUCCAUACUACCGAUCUACUCGCAAUUACCCUCCGAUCUUCAAGCGAAAAUAUUUCAAAAAUCACCUGAAGGCUUACGCAAAUGUGUGGUCGCCACAAAUAUUGCGGAGACCUCACUGACUGUUGACGGUAUUAUCUAUGUCAUCGAUUCGGGUUAUUGUAAACUAAAAGUUUACAAUCCGCGUAUCGGUAUGGACGCACUGCAGAUUUAUCCCAUUUCGCAAGCGAAUGCCAAUCAACGUUCGGGUCGUGCCGGUCGUACAGGUCCCGGACAGGCGUUCCGCCUCUACACGCAGCGCCAAUACAAGGAAGAUCUACUGCCGCUGACUGUGCCCGAGAUACAACGUACCAAUUUGGCGAACACGGUAUUGUUGCUGAAAUCGUUGGGCGUUGUGGACCUGCUGCAGUUCCAUUUCAUGGAUCCACCACCACAAGAUAAUAUACUCAAUUCGCUGUAUCAGCUGUGGAUACUUGGCGCUUUGGAUCACACUGGCGCAUUGACACCGCUCGGUCGGCAGAUGGCCGAAUUUCCGCUCGAUCCGCCGCAGUGCCAAAUGCUGAUCGUCUCCUGUAAAAUGGAGUGCAGCGCUGAGGUGCUCAUCAUAGUAUCGAUGCUUUCUGUGCCCUCCAUUUUCUACCGCCCCAAGGGACGCGAGGAAGAAGCUGAUGGAGUCCGAGAGAAGUUCCAAGUACCAGAAUCGGACCAUCUCACCUACCUCAAUGUGUACCUACAGUGGAAGCAGAAUAAUUACAAUUCUAGCUGGUGCAAUGAGCACUUCAUACACGUCAAGGCCAUGCGUAAAGUGCGUGAAGUUCGCCAACAGCUCAAGGACAUUAUGAUACAGCAGAAACUCAAUGUGAAAUCCUGCGGCACCGAUUGGGACAUUGUACGCAAAUGCAUUUGCUCGGCGUAUUUCUAUCAAGCAGCGCGUCUCAAAGGCAUCGGCGAGUAUGUGAACUUGCGUACUGGCAUGCCGUGCCAUCUUCAUCCCACCUCUGCGCUCUAUGGACUCGGCACCACACCCGAUUAUGUGGUCUAUCAUGAGCUCGUAAUGACCGCCAAAGAGUAUAUGCAGUGCGCCACCGCCGUCGACGGUUAUUGGUUGGCCGAAUUGGGUCCUAUGUUCUUCUCGGUUAAAGAGACCGGUCGCAGUGGGCGUGAAAAGAAGAAACAGGCGGCCGAACAUCUGAAGGAAAUGGAGACGCAGAUGCAGUUGGCGCAAGAGCAGAUGGAAGAACGCAAAUUGCAAGCAGCCCAACGUGAGGAGCAAAUGACGCCGAAACAGGAGAUCAUAACACCUGGUGGCGCCACGCCCAGACGCACGCCCGCGCGUAUAGGCUUGUAAUUGUUGCAAGUUCGCAGACAAGCAAACAUGUGUGUGUGCUUAUUGACUCGUGUUACGUUUGUUAUGUCCUUGGAGGGUGUGUUCUCUGUGUUCACUAGACCAAUUUAAUAAUCUGUAUUUAAUCAUUGAAAUAAAGUGAAUUACGAAGGUGUGUUAAAAAUCGGA
Messenger RNA from Bactrocera tryoni, 3936 nucleotides. RefSeq names its product pre-mRNA-splicing factor ATP-dependent RNA helicase PRP16. Gene Ontology annotation, cellular component: intracellular anatomical structure; spliceosomal complex. The record is from RefSeq and is a predicted model, not a curated record. The transcript has 6 exons. Gene Ontology annotation, biological process: mRNA splicing, via spliceosome. Gene Ontology annotation, molecular function: RNA binding; ATP binding. The coding region runs from base 1 to 3771 and encodes 1256 amino acids. NCBI's taxonomy places the organism in Eukaryota, Metazoa, Arthropoda, Insecta, Diptera, Tephritidae.